GUCACAGCAACAAGCACACAAUCUCUAGCUAACAGCAAAGCAACGACCUACACCGAGCUGACGACGGCCAUGGCGUCCGGGCAGGAGAGCAGGCAGGAGCUGGACCGCAUGGCCCGCGAGGGCGAGACCGUCGUCCCCGGCGGCACCGGCGGCAAGAGCCUCGAGGCGCAGGAGCACCUCGCCGAGGGGCGCAGUCACGGCGGGCAGACCCGGAGCGAGCAGCUGGGGCACGAGGGGUACAGCGAGAUGGGGAGCAAGGGCGGGCAGACCCGCAAGGAGCAGCUGGGCCAUGAGGGCUACAAGGAGAUGGGGAGCAAGGGCGGGCAGACCCGGAGCGAGCAGCUGGGGCACGAGGGCUACAGCGAGAUGGGCAGCAAGGGUGGGCAGACGCGCAGCGAGCAGCUCGGCCACGAGGGGUACAGCGAGAUGGGGCGCAAGGGCGGGCUCAGCACCAAGGAGGAGUCCGGCGGGGAGCGCGCCGCCCGCGAGGGCAUCGAGAUCGACGAGUCCAAGUUCAGGACCAAGUCCUAGAUGCCGCGCCUGCUCCGCCGUGUACGUGCGGCGCCGUAGCAUGUAGCUGCAGGCAGGGUAGUGUGGUAGUGUUAAGCCUAGCUAGCUAGUCGAAGACGUGCUGCUCUCGUAGUCGUAGGGAGCUUGAGAUUGGCACGCGUGUGCUCUGAAUAAUGCAGAGUCGUCGCGGCACGCAUGUAGGCGGUCAUGCGCAUGUGUGCGUAUUGUCAUGCGGGCUUUGCUUCAGCUAGGUGUAGUAGUGGUCAGUGUCUUGUCGUCCUCGAGGCAGGCUUCUUCAGGCUUUGUCCCCUUUAGUCGAACAGCAGCCUGUGUUGUUUCUUGUUUGGACCUCCUGUUUUACUUUGGAACUUCUU
Setaria italica (foxtail millet) is the source of this 884-nucleotide messenger RNA. Its product is annotated as late embryogenesis abundant protein B19.4. Gene Ontology annotation, cellular component: cytosol. Gene Ontology annotation, biological process: response to abscisic acid. NCBI's taxonomy places the organism in Eukaryota, Viridiplantae, Streptophyta, Magnoliopsida, Poales, Poaceae. The transcript is spliced from 2 exons. The record is from RefSeq and is a predicted model, not a curated record. Bases 70 to 531 code for a protein of 153 amino acids.